AUGAAGCUGUCUUCUCUUCAGGCCCUUCUGGGAUCGGCCUCAAUAGUCCUCUCUGGCACGGGUGCCGAAGCUAGCAGGGCCCAUCAGAGGUUGCAUCAGCUCGAUCGCAAAGCCUCGCAUCUGCAUGGGCACAAUCAUGCUCACCUCCAUUCUCGUUCCGAGAAUGGUUCCGUCAAGAAGCGAGCAGGAACCUGCAGCUUCGUUCAGCACGAGAGUGUUUUGGCCGUCACGCCUGAUGGGAUGAACGCCGGUUGGGGCAUCCCGAGCGAUCGGGAAUGCACCUGCGGCAGUUACUGUCCCUAUGUCUGCAAGGCUCCCAUGCUUUUGGCCCAGUGGAAGCCAGGCACGAAGUACACGUAUCCCGAGUCCAUGGAUGGCGGCUUGUAUUGCGACAAGAGCGGCAAGCUCUCGAAGCCGUUUCCUGACAAGCCCUACUGUGUCCGGGGCGUUGAGUCUGUCAAGGUCAUCAACAAGUGCAAGAGCUCACUGUCCUGGUGCCAAACGAUGCUUCCUGGAGACGAGUCUAUGAUCAUUCCCACGCUUGUUGACUCGGAAGCGCUCAUCGCUGUCCCGGACGAAAAGUAUUGGGCCGGAACAGCUGCUCACUACUAUAUCAAUGGCCCCGGCAGUGGCGUCGAGGAUUGCAAGUGGGGCGAUGAGAGCAAGCCCAUCGGGAACUGGGCCCCUUACGUUGCUGGCGCGAACGCACAGGGUGGUAAGACGUAUGUCAAGCUGGGCUGGAACCCCAAGUGGGAAGAGCAAGCUGCGUUCAAGUCUUCGGGUCCGGGCUUUGGGUUGAGAAUCGAGUGCCCCGACGGCGGCUGCAAUGGCCUGCCAUGCGAGAUUGACCCUUCCGCCGGCAGUGGCAAGGUCGGAAGCAAACUCGCAGCGUCCGGCGCAGGCGGCUCUGCGUUCUGCGUCGUGACCGUUGAUGAGGGCAAGACCGCAAACGUCGUCAUGUUCGAUGGCUCUGGUGGCUCCACGCCCACGUCCAAGAAGGAGACUUCGACUUCGCAGCCUCCGCCUCCAGAGACCACCUCGACCACCGUUCAGUCGUCGACUUCUACCUCGUCACCCCCACCGGUUACCACUUCAAGCUCUGCCGCCACAACGAACAGCACUUCUUCGGAGGUGGCUACGUCAUCUGAGUUCACUGCUACGUCCACGACCAAGCAGCGACCGACGCUGGUGCCGGGUAUCUUCCACGAGAACGGCACCACGACUGACUCCGAUCAAAAGACCACUGGUACGGUCUCGGGGCCCUCGACAACUUCGUCGGACACGCCGCCCAAGACUUCAGCAGACAAGAAGGGCGAGGCUGGCAGACAGCAGGGCAGCGCCGCUGUGGCGGGCUUGGUCGUCGCAUUCAUCGCGGCAGCUGUCCUCUUCUAG
Molecule: messenger RNA, 1392 nt
Organism: Purpureocillium lilacinum
Lineage: Eukaryota; Fungi; Ascomycota; Sordariomycetes; Hypocreales; Ophiocordycipitaceae
Source: RefSeq, a predicted model, not a curated record